Molecule: messenger RNA, 1260 nt
Organism: Pseudomyrmex gracilis
Lineage: Eukaryota; Metazoa; Arthropoda; Insecta; Hymenoptera; Formicidae
Exons: 5
Coding region: 1-1260 (419 amino acids)
Biological process (GO): DNA integration
Molecular function (GO): nucleic acid binding
Source: RefSeq, a predicted model, not a curated record
AUGGGUGAAAACGACAGGCGCAAAACGACGUUUUCAACGCCGCAUGGCCACUAUGAGUACAACAGAAUGCCUUUUGGCUUAAAAAAUGCGCCGGCGAUGUUUCAGAGAUUGAUGAACUCAAUCCUGAUAGGAUUACAAGGCAUAACAUGUUUUGUGUACCUCGAAGACAUCGUGAUAUACGGUGCGAGCUUGCAAGAGCACAGCAAGCGGUUACGAGAAGUUCUUGACAGAUUACGAAAGGGAUAUCACCGGCUCAAAAAUAGAGGCAGUCAAGGGAUUUCCAGUUCCGAAGAAAGCAAAAAAUAUCCAAGCAUUCAUAAGUUUGGCAGGGUAUUCCAGAAAGUUCAUAGGCCAGUUCUCAAAGAUAGCAAAGCCGUUGACACAAUUGUUGCAAAAAGAAUAAACGUACCGUUGCUUGCGUAUCCCGACUUCGAUAAAAAGUUCGUUGUCACAAUCGACUCGUCGAGUUACGCGAUCGGCGCGGUGCUAUCGCAAGGUGCGCUCGAAGAAUGUGACUACGAGAUCGUGCACAAAAAGAGAAAAGCGAAUACCAACGCAGACGCGCUGAGUAGAAUCCCCGCGGAAGCAUGCACGUGCGAAGCGAAGAAGAGCGAGAAAGCAGAAGAAAAGAGCGAGAAGCGAGAACUCACCGAGGAAGAAAAGAAACAGAUACUGUACGAGUAUCAUGAUUCACCGGUGGGCGCGCAUCAAAGAAUAGCCCGUACGAUAAAAAGAAUAAGAAUGAAGUACGAUUGGCCUAAGCUACCGAGCGACGAUAGCCUCACGAAGUUCACUAAGACGGUACCCGUUCCGAACCAAGAAACCGCGACGAUAGCGAAAGAAUUUGCGACAAAAAUUGUAUGCGAGCACGGGGUACCGGAAACACUUUUAACCGAUAGAGGUACUAAUUUUGUUAGCGAAUUGUUCAAAAACGUUUGCAAACUAUUCUGGAUAAAUAGAAUACAAACGACGGCUUAUCAUCCGGAAAGUAACGGCGCGUUGGAACAAUCACACCGAACGCUAGCCAAAUAUAUACGCCAUUAUGUAAACGAAAAUCAGACGGAUUUGGACGAGUGGAUGCCGUACGCAAUGUUCGCGUAUAAUACGACGCCGCACACAGCAACGAGCUUUACACCCUUUGAGUUGGUGUACGGGAAAUGCGCGGAGUUGCCAACCGCGUUAACUAAACUACCGUCAACGCAAUAUAGUCUCGAAAAUUACGCGCAGGAAAAGAAAGACUACGAGCAACAAAUCGCGUAG